AACGUGAUCAACAUGUCGUACUGCACGCUGAUACUGCUGGGCAAGCUGAUCCAGCGAGUGGUGUUCGGCGAGCUGCGCGUGGCGGAGUCGCAGCGCGUGAAGGACAAGUUCUGGAACUACGUGUUCUACAAGUUCAUCUUCGUGUUCGGCGUGGUCAACGUGCAGUUCCUCGACGAAGUGCUGCUCUGGGGCUCCUGGUUCACCGUCAUCGGCUUCCUGCAUCUCACCGCACAACUCACCAAGGAUAGAUAUGAAUAUCUGUAUUCGUCCCCGAAUUCCAUACUGUGGACGCACGUGCGGUUGCUGGGGCUUGUGGUGUGUAACAUGGCGGCGUCUACGGCUCUGCUCGUAGCCGCGUACGCCUGGAUCCUGCCAAACAACAAGGACAACUUCGCAUUCAUGGCCGCCGAGUGCACGCUGCUGCUGGUGGCGGGGCUGCACAUGGUGGCGCGCUACGCGCUGCAGCUGCGCGAGGUGGACGUGGCCGGGCCCGUCGCCUACUACACGCAUCUUACAUUCGACGCGGUGUCGCUGGUGGUGGAGCUGGCGCACGUGGUGCACAUGGUGAUCUUCAGCAACAUGCUGGUGUCGAUGGCGUCGCUGGUGCUGCUGAUGCAGCUGCGCCACUUGCUGCACGAGCUGCAGGCGCGCCUGCGCAGACACCGCCUCUACACCUCGCUCGCCACCCACAUGAGCAAGAC
Molecule: messenger RNA, 701 nt
Organism: Manduca sexta (tobacco hornworm)
Lineage: Eukaryota; Metazoa; Arthropoda; Insecta; Lepidoptera; Sphingidae
Product: E3 ubiquitin-protein ligase AMFR-like
Biological process (GO): endoplasmic reticulum unfolded protein response; protein K48-linked ubiquitination; ubiquitin-dependent protein catabolic process
Cellular component (GO): cytosol; ubiquitin ligase complex; endoplasmic reticulum
Molecular function (GO): ubiquitin protein ligase activity
Source: RefSeq, a predicted model, not a curated record